This is a messenger RNA of Anopheles merus, 4490 nucleotides long. It is a transcript of the gene cue, whose product is annotated as protein cueball. The transcript has 4 exons. Bases 424 to 2529 code for a protein of 701 amino acids. The record is from RefSeq and is a predicted model, not a curated record. Lineage: Eukaryota; Metazoa; Arthropoda; Insecta; Diptera; Culicidae.
ACGUGAUUUCACGACACGGAUUCGGUACCGUGCAGCAAAAAAAAAGCGGACCACCUUUUGCAAUCGAAAACCAAAUGCCGAAUGGUGCAGACGCCUCGCUUCGCUCUCUGUGCCGUCCGCGCGUGUAGUGUGAUGAGUGUGAAGCCGUAGCUAGCUUAUCUCUCCGCACGUUUCCUGCAAACUGUCCAACAGCCUGCCGCACCGGAGCACCGCAAGUUGGCGGAUUUCCUAUCGCUGGGGAUCCAGCGUUUUUUCACGGGCCGUGUGUUUGUGAUUGCGUGAAAACGUGGAAUUGCGAGUUCGUGGUGAAGUGUGCGUUUAGUGCGUUAUCACACCGGCUCGUGAAACUUCUUCCCUCAACUUCAGAUCAGUGUGCGUGCGUGUGCUUGCGUGUGUGUUUCUGUGUUGGCCAAAUCAUCCAGCAUGAAGAGUCCUUGCCGUGCUGCGGCAGGAUGGUUGGUGCUACUUCUAUCGUCAUGCUGCCUCGGUUAUGUCAUAGCCACCGAAUGGGCGGCGGCAGUGACCACGGACAAUGGCAUUUUGUUUUUCGAUUCCAACUGGCGCAAGAUUUCGUCGGCCGCGCAUCAGUACAGCCGCAUCUCGGCGUUCGCGUACGACGAGGUGCUCGGCAAGCUGUACUUUGCCGAUCUGGACCAUCCCGAGUAUCGGCUGUUCGCGCUCGACUACGACGAUACGGACGAGCUGCACAAGGUGACGAAGCUGUGGCCGAAAUCGGCCGAAACCGCCUACAUCAGCGGUAUGGCGUUCGAUCAUCUCGAGCGCCGGCUGUACUGGACGGAGAAAGGCACCCGGUCGGUGUACUACGUGGCGAUUGAUGAUCUGCUGAGCUCGACGCGAUCCGCCGCUACUGCGGCGAACGGAACGGCUGCUGCUGCUGCUGUUGAAGCAACCACCAGUGCACCACCGCCAUCAACCUCCUCGCCCGUGCAGCUGGUCGCCACGGUGCAGCCCGAUCACGAGCUGGCCGGCCUGGCGAUCGACGAAUGCCGCCGGCAUCUGUACUGGACCAACUGCUACCCGAAAACGUCCAACAUUGUGCGCGCCGCCAUGAACGGUACCGUGCUGAACGUGCACGAGGAGCAGGUGUACCUGCCGAAGGGCAUCACGGUGGACCACUACCGCAACCGGCUGUACUGGGUGGAGAAGAAGUACGGCCGCCGGUACACGAUCGAGAGCGCCGAUCUGGAGGUGAACGAUCAGCGCACCCUGCAGACCGGGCUCGACCGGCUGCCGGCGGACAUUGCGGUCAAGAACGAUUACAUCUACUGGACCGACCAGGAGAACAAUGAGAUCUACGAAAUGUCCAAGGAGCCGAACGCACCGUCCCGCACCGUGUACCGGGGCGAACAUCCGUCCGCGGUGAUACUGCGCGCGAACCUGCUGCUCGAGCAUCAGCGCAACAAUCCCGACUGCCGGUCGGUAGUGGACCGCAUCCUGGAGAACAUGCAAAACAGCAAACCGGCGAGCGUGCUGCAGCAGGAAACGCAACAGCAGGGUCAGCUGACGGUGUGUCUGAACAACGGUACGGUUAAUCAUCACACCAACACGUGCCUCUGCCAGCCGGCCUUCGGUGGUAAGCUGUGCGAGAUAGAUCUGUGCAAUAACUACUGCGCCCAGGGCAGCUGCCGUAUCGGGCGCGAUAAUCGCCCCCGGUGUGACUGCGACCGGCGGUACGAAGGGGACCGGUGCGAUCGGAACCGUUGCGAUGGGUUCUGCCUGAAUGGGGGCCGGUGUCAGUUUAGCAACGGUACUGCUGGGCGGACGGAGGUGGAAAGCGAUCGGACGUGCCUGUGCGAAAGCACCGGCUACAGUGGGGCACGGUGUGAGAAUCCAAUCUGCGGGACGGAUUACUGCUACAACGGGGAGUGCUACGUGGAGGACGGCAAGCGGCCAAAGUGCCGCUGCAAGGCAGGCUACCGGGGCGAACGGUGCGAGGAGUACAGCUGCAACAACUACUGCCUGAACGGGGGUCACUGUACGCUCGGCAACGAGACGACGGUGCCGGAGUGCGAGUGUGGCGAGGAGUUUGCCGGCCAGCGGUGCGAAAUUGCGGUCCGGCUGUGCAGCACCUACAACGAGGAUCCGCAGUGGCAGCAGUACUGUUUGGGCAUCUCGAAAACCUUACCACUGAUGGAACCGAAGGUAACCUACUGCAAGGAAUCGUUCAACCGCACCGUCGUCUACACGUCACUGUGCUUUACCGUCUCGUUCGCGCUGCUGCUCGCGGUCGUGCUCGUCGUCAGCCGGAUGAUGAAACCGCCGCGGCCACGCAUCACCAAGAAGAUGGUCGUCACACCGAUGACCUCCCGGCCACCGACGACACAGUGCGAAAUUACGAUCGAAAACUGCUGCAACAUGAACGUAUGCGAAACGCCCUGCUUUGACACGAAGCUGCUGAAAAAAUCGAAAAAAGAGGACAAACAGUUCCUGCUGGAAGACAUCGAGGACGUUGGCGGCUCCUACCGCAAGCUGCCCAACUGUGGCGACGGAACGGCGGAGCGCAAAUGAGGACCGUUCGCUCCCGGCCGUGGUAGACUAAUGGAUAAUAAUGCCUUCUUCGCCUGGCUGCCAGCAGCAGCAGCUCGAUGGUGGUCGAUCGGUGAAAUGGCCGCCAGAAGGAAGUCUGAUUGAACAGUCGAUAGUGCGCGCACGAUCGGUGUGAAGAGUGAGCCACAGCACGUGGCUUCGUUUACGUCCGGUGGUGUGCACACAGGGGGAUGCAAAGCUGGCUGGCACUGCUUACAGGCUAGUUGCGGUAGUGAUAGCGUUUUAGAUUACCUGCCGGGAGGAGGGUGUUGCACGCUAGGUGUGCUCCUCCGUGAAAAUACACAGCCAUUGUCACCGCCACAGAGAGAGAGUGUGUGUGUCCGUGUCUCCGUGUGUGUUUGUGGGGCAGCUUAAGAGGUACAGUUUAUCAGAUGAUCAUUUGAUGGGCAGCUAGAAUUUAUUCUUCUUCUUCUGUACAAAAGCACUCUCCUUUCGUUUGCUGUAAAGCAGCAUAGUAAAGAACCCCUUGACAAAGGCUUCAUUUUAUAACAAUAUACUGCACAAUAGUACAAAAUUCUCGUUAGAACCUUUCACUCUAAAGCCCAUAGACCAACACACACACACACACACACACACACACGGAUAUACCAUAAAGGACAUGCUAGUUUGUUAUGUUCAAUUUCCAACACAACAAGUUUCAGUACAGUGAAGAAGCUGCAGUUGGCAAAACCACCAACCUCCAAGUUCCUGCAAAUGUGUUUAAAAUGAAUGAAAACACAUUUUAGAAGAAUUAUAUGCCAGGUUCUUCUACCGCGCUUACUCUGUAGUAUAUGUAUCUGAGUGCUUAACUUGCAAACGAUAAGACCGACCAGUGUUUCAGCCUAGCGCUGAACAUUUAAAUCAUAUGCCCUUUCGAACAGGGAUCACUCUCGCUCAGUUUGUACAUUAAUUUAAACCUUUAAACCCGCUGUGAAACACGGUGCACGCCGCCGGUAACUUAACCGAGAUGUUUCGAGCCGCCGUGGUUUGAACAUCUAUGAGGGGGAAAAUGAUGUAGUGUUAGAAAUCACCUCGCGCUUCUUCAUCCAUCAUAUUCAUUCGUUUUGCUUGUUUGUUUAUUAUGCAUAUAAAUAGGUGUUUUUUUUUUGGUUUGGUUUGGUUUGGCCGCCAAUAUCCCGUUAACUUUCACCAUUGCCCACAUUAUGUUGCGUUUAGGGUUUAAUUUAUUUAACUUUAAAAAAAGAAAUCAUACAUAGUUAGCGGGCUUCCAGAUAAAAAGGAACAAAGCUGCCCCCUCCCAAGGGUAGUUAGUUUUCUGUUAUUGUUAUCCUUCCGCAAACCCAAAAUGUCUCGCAAAACGUAGAUACCGCCUUCCUCCCCCCAAAGAGAGCCAUAGAGAGCAGAAUUCUUGUGUGUGUGUGUUUUUUUUAAAUAGCGUGCAACGUUAUUGUCGAAACGUCCAAGACGCGGUGAGAGCCUGAUUGGAAUUGCUGUUAGCACCGACAGUAGUAGUAAAUUGAGGAAAAAAGCGCAGUGCAAACAAAACAAAACACAAACAAACAGACACCCACAAAAGGUCCUAGCGCGAAAGGAAUGAAACAGAUCUAAUAACGGCAGGCGCUGCCUCAAUAUUCUAUUGGAAUUGUUAACUUUUAGGAAGAUAGUAGUGCUUAUAUGAAAUCAUACACAAACACACACUUACACCGUGUUACUUAAAAUAGAAACAUAGGAAAUGUGAUGGAAUCGGGGACAGGAAAAACUGAAAUAGUUAAAAAAAAAAGGGCAGCAAAAACCAACAGAGAGAGAGAAAGGAGAAGGUCUAAUAUCCACAUGAGAAUAUGUGAUAUUAGAUAAGUUUAUAGUUCAAAGUGAACAACUUUAUAGUGUGUAUAUUGCAGGAAGUGGUACAACACGAUGUAAGUAGCAAUAUUUUCAAAAAAGACUUAUUUUAGAUAAAAAAAAAAUACAAUGGAAAAGCAGUA